CACACGAAUUUGUUCAAAUCUAAAACCCUAACAAAACUUAGUUCGAUCAGCUUUCGCCAUUAACCAGAGUAAUCUGAGGUCGUCGAAGGUUUAAGAGACAGAAUGGGCAAACCGAGUAAAGGAUCGGAAGUGACUACGAAAUCUGAUAAGAAGUUCGAUAAGAAGCUUCAAUUCUACACAAAGGUCAAAGAUACAGUUACUUCUUUGGCUGUCCAAAAGGAGAUUGGCAAGAAGAAGAAAAUCCGCACUCGCCAAAAGAAACUAAAAGCGUAUGAUCUCUCCAACCUCUCAGAGUUUCUUCCCGAGUUCAAUGCUUUGCAGAAAUCAGCUCUUCCUGCACCUGACUUGAAGAUGAAUUGCAAACGGCGACAAAAGCUUGUGUUGACGGAAGGGGAAAGGUUGAACAAGGUUCUAGACCAUCCAGCUUUCCAAGCUGAUCCUAUUGGUUCGAUAUUUCAGCAUUUGCAGAGUCAACAGCCACCGGUGGAAGAGAAGCCAAAGAAGAAGACUAACACAAACGGGAGCAAGAAAAGGAAUCGAAAAAAGGGAAAGGCUGAUUCCAUGGAAAUCUAAUCUUGUCCUAUAGACAUAAGUUGCUUUUAUGUUUUGUUUUGUUGGUUUGUUAAAGUAGUAAAACAAAAUCAUGAUUUUGUUCCUUGGACAUGAUGAUGAGUCUUCAAAUCUGAUUGUUAUUAUUGUGCAA
Camelina sativa (false flax) is the source of this 703-nucleotide messenger RNA. RefSeq lists its product as uncharacterized. Gene Ontology annotation, biological process: maturation of SSU-rRNA from tricistronic rRNA transcript (SSU-rRNA, 5.8S rRNA, LSU-rRNA). Lineage: Eukaryota; Viridiplantae; Streptophyta; Magnoliopsida; Brassicales; Brassicaceae. The record is from RefSeq and is a predicted model, not a curated record. Gene Ontology annotation, cellular component: preribosome, small subunit precursor; nucleolus; 90S preribosome.